Molecule: messenger RNA, 1514 nt
Organism: Phalaenopsis equestris
Lineage: Eukaryota; Viridiplantae; Streptophyta; Magnoliopsida; Asparagales; Orchidaceae
Exons: 8
Coding region: 234-1202 (322 amino acids)
Molecular function (GO): protein binding
Source: RefSeq, a predicted model, not a curated record
GAACUAGGUCGAGGGGGAACUGAGCGAGUAUUUUUUGCUGUCAACGAUUUUCUCUCUGCCUCUCGCUCUCUCUCUCUCUCUCUCUCUCUCUUUCUCUCUCUGUGCUGCGCUAACUGCCGGUGCGGAAGAGAUCAGGCCACCGCCCUUGUACAUCAACAGUAUUUACUCUUGAGCUGCCGUAUUCUCCGCCGGAUGUGUUAGGAUUUCUGGUUCAAGAGGAAAACAUAGAGAAGAUGUCUGCUCGGCCCCAAGUCACCAUCACUUUGGGCCAGACCGGUCAGGUUGUCAAAAGAACAACAACCACAGUUGAUGUCAGCAGCUCUGGCUAUUAUCCAUCAUCAGAGGGAAAGCGGUCUCUUAGAGAAAGGUUGGGAAAUAAUACAGAAAGCCAUCAUGAAAAUCAGUUUAGCAAAAGGCAACGAACGAAUAAUUAUAAUCCAAGUAACAAUCACAUGGUUGAUGAAAGGCACCGCAUGUCCAACGGCCGAGUUAGUCGGAAUGACCUGAGACACAAGCUCAUGAGCAAAGGUCUAUCCCGGGGUAAAAGUGGUUCUGAAGAACAAAUUGGUGUCGAUCUUCGUGAGAAACUUUCUCGUAACUCUCGAAUCCUAUUGAGAAAAGAAUCAAAUCAAAAUUUGCCUGAAUCAAGGAUCUCCAGCCUUUCAAGGAGAAUACCUCCUGCAAGAAGUGCUGAUGAUUUACUUCGGCUAGACUCAUCCAGAAAACCCUACCCUUUGACAUCGGAUGGGCAAAGGUGUAGAUCUCCAGAUGGGCUAAUAGGUGCUUAUAGACGCAUUUCCCCACUGAGAUGCUAUGAUGAAGCAUACAAUACUUCACUUAUCAGGCCUUACGGUGAUUCGAGGCCAACAGGUCAUGUUACAAGAAGUUUUGCAGACACUUCAAGACCCGCACCUUUUAUGAGCAAAGCUAUUCCGGUUGAUGCUGCAAAGCCUAUCUUGCGAGCUCCUCCUGAUGCUGCUCAGAAACCUGUUAUUUUGACUGAGGUACCACUUACUGUUGCUAGCUUAUUGCAUUCAUUGGGCCUAGGGAAAUAUGCCAUCCACUUCCAGGCUGAGGAGGUUGACAUGGCAGCACUUAGGCAAAUGGGAGACAAUGACCUGAAAGAGUUGGGGAUACCGAUGGGACCUAGGAAAAAGAUCCUACUAGCCCUGUUGCAGCGCUCGAAACAUCGCCUUCAUUAAGAGAAUAUUUUGGAUGAAGAACCGGUAUUUCGUCUAUAAAUUUAUCAGAAAGCAAAUGUUGUAAAUCUAUUAUCUGUUUUGUCUUUUGAAAAAUGUGCAUUGUUUAAUCAGGCUGGAAUUAUAGAUGCAAAUGCUAUUUCAUCCAAUUUAUUUCAUCUUGAGAAUUUACAUGAGCUAGAGCUGUAUAUUUUUGUUGUUCUGAAUUCCUCCAAUGUAAGAUCGAUGGGCUCUAUCUGAGGGGAAAUAUUUCAAGCUCUGCUUGAUCUGGUGAAUCUUAAAAAGCAAUGUAAUAUAAUUUUUGCAUGCAGAGUA